AUGAAGGGGCUUCUGUCUGUUCUGCUGGCUGCCCUUGUGUGCGUGGAGCUAGCCCACGCCUUGCAGUGUUACACAUGCCUGGAGCCGAUGAGCACCUCCCUAUGCAUGACCAUCAGCAACUGCUCCACGGAUGACGUUGUGUGCAAGACAGUAAUGUACUCCCGAGAGGAAGUUUACCCCUUCGUGGGCGACUCAACCGUCAUCAAGUCGUGUGCUCCGAAAUGCAUCCCGUCCGACGUGGAUGACAUUGGGAGCUCUCGCCCCACCUUCUGCUGUAACUCUGACUUGUGCAACGUGGAUGGGGCGGUCAGCAUACAAAUCAGCUACAUGGUGAUGGGGAUUUCAGCCAGUUUCCUCUGCGUCCUCCUCAGAACUGGGCUGUGAGGAGCCGGGCAGGUGAAGCCUUUACUCCCAGAGCACCACCCAACAAGCCCCAAGCCCCUCUUGGCUGCGCUUGCCAUCUGCAUUCCCAAUGGGUGGCCUUGGACACUUGUAGGAAGAUGCUUCUUCAC
Mauremys mutica (yellowpond turtle) is the source of this 512-nucleotide messenger RNA. RefSeq names its product ly6/PLAUR domain-containing protein 2-like. The record is from RefSeq and is a predicted model, not a curated record. Gene Ontology annotation, molecular function: acetylcholine receptor inhibitor activity. Bases 1 to 384 code for a protein of 127 amino acids. NCBI's taxonomy places the organism in Eukaryota, Metazoa, Chordata, Testudines, Geoemydidae. The transcript has 3 exons.